AUGACCAACGAAACCGCCGCACCAUCUACUAAAGAAGUCUCUCUCCACCCGGCGUACUCAGUUACGAACAUCCAAACCAAGAUUCGCACAUUGGACGGAACGAAGGUAACCUAUUCUUCCUGGGUUAAACUCUUUCGCCUCCAUGUUGUUGCGUACAAAGUCUCUGAUCACAUCGAUGGUUUAGCCCCUACAGCCGCUAACACAUCACAAUAUGAACAGUGGAAAGAACUUGAUGUGUUGGUCCUUCAAUGGAUUUACAGCACAGUUUCUGAUGAUUUGUUCAAUCGUAUCCUGGAUUCGACUGCAACAGCCUUAACGGCUUGGACAAAGCUCGAAAAGAUCUUCUUGAGCAACAAAAAGUCUCGCGCUGCAGCACUCGAGACUAAGUUCUGUAAUCUCACCCUCAUAGCCUGCUCCUCCAUUGACGAUUACUGUCAAAAACUGACUGAUUUGGCAAAUCAGCUCUCCGAUGUUGAUCAGCCUGUUUUCGAAUCGCGGCUCGUUCUUCAACUUGUCCGUGGACUCCCAGCCGAAUACAACACCAUAGCCUUUUUGAUCAACCAGCAGGGCAUGGAUUGGGACCAGGCUGUCUCCAUGCUUAAUGAUGAAGUCAUUAGACUCGAAGCACAAAAAGGGUCCCAAACGACGGUUCUUGCCGCUCCAACAGCGCCGCCAUCUGCCAACCCUUUGCUGAACUCUACUCAACAACCUAAUGGAUCUUAUUACUCUUCUCAACGACGCGGUGGCAGCCGGGGUCGCGGUGGCUCCUUCAAUCGUCGGGGCAGGGGUCGGGGAGGCCGCCAACAGCAGAACACUUCUUCGUGGCGGGGGCAACAGCCUUCUUUUCCUAACUGGGCUUAG
Cynara cardunculus var. scolymus (artichoke) is the source of this 861-nucleotide messenger RNA. RefSeq lists its product as uncharacterized. NCBI's taxonomy places the organism in Eukaryota, Viridiplantae, Streptophyta, Magnoliopsida, Asterales, Asteraceae. The transcript has a single exon. The record is from RefSeq and is a predicted model, not a curated record. Bases 1 to 861 code for a protein of 286 amino acids.